Molecule: messenger RNA, 576 nt
Organism: Microthlaspi erraticum
Lineage: Eukaryota; Viridiplantae; Streptophyta; Magnoliopsida; Brassicales; Brassicaceae
Source: the annotation of a GenBank genome assembly
AUGGCAUCGCCGAAUCCAACCACCGUCAAAUUCCUCUGUAGCUACGGCGGCAGAAUAACUCCUCGUUAUCCCGACGGCAAGCUCCGUUACCAAGGCGGCCACACACGUGUCCUCUCCGUCUCUCGCUCCAUUUCCUUCUCCGAGCUGGAGAGGAAAAUCGGCGAGAUCUGCGGGAUGAAGGUGAACAUCCGGUGUCAGUUACCGACGGAUGAUCUCGACGCGCUUGUAACAGUAUCCUCCGACGAGGAUCUAACGAAUCUAAUGGAGGAGUACGAUAUGGUUACGACGGCGCCGCUGCUUAAGAUCCACGCCUUCCUUACUCCGCCGAAAUCGACGACGGCGAAGACCUCGUCUCCUCCGCUUUCAACGGCGUCUUCUUCUACUUCUUCCUCUUCGUCGUCGAAAUCAUCCUCUCGCUCUCGAUCUCCUUCGUCGCCGUCGUCGAAGCCGGAGAAUUGUUCCGUCUGUGUAGAGAGAUCGAUUCGCAACAAUGGAGGCGGCUACGUUCACAGAAGUCCGAGUCAAAACCAAUUUUACCAAAAAUCAUCGUCACUGUGGCAAAAUAGCAAUUAUUAG